AUGGAUAAUCCACUUAUCAAUCAUGAUGAUAUUCACCAUGAUCAAGAAUCACAAGACGAAAUCAUGAAGAAGAUCACUGAAGAGAAACUAUUUGCCGCUGCCAAUGACGCCGCCAAUCAACAUCAAGAAUUUUAUCAUGGAAGUGCCGGGUCAGACGGGAGCGACGUCGAGCAAUCAGACGCCGAAGACGAUUCCAUCAGUUCAUCAUCUGGUGAUGACUCCUCUUCAUAUGAGGACGAUGAGGAGGAGGACGACGAUGAGGAAUACGAGGAUGACGACGAAAGUGACGACGACGACACAGAGGACCAAAGUGAUGAAUCUAAUGAUCACUGCCAUUUUGACGACUUGGAGGAGUUCCAGCAGCAGUUCACUCAAUCAUCAUCAUUCUCUUUGUCUCUCAGAUUGAAGGGCGCAACAUUACCAUCGCCAACAACAUCAUUAUCAUCAUCAUCGUCAUCACUAAAGUUGGUCACUUGCGAUUUUAUCUCGGACGACGAGGAUGAGGAGGACUCAGAGACUGCCAGCCUGAACGUAGAGCUAGUUGAUGCACUCAGGUCGACUGCACAACAGCUGAGCGUUGGUGGCAACGUCAAGCUUCACACUCCCUGGUGGUUCAACAACGAGGACGAGUCCCAUAUCAAGGCCAUCCUACAGGCGUAUGCCGAUCAUUUGGAGCUGGACGCACAUAACCGUGCGGUCAUCCGCGCACCCAAGUCCUUCAUUGGACGCGUGCAUCGCAGGAUCGUCAUCAACGACCACGCCACCUUCAAGACUAUCGACACUGUCAAGGUGUACCAGUGGACCCUGCAACCGAUCGGGCUGCCACUGGACCCGUCAAGAGACAACUACGUCAUCCUCACUACGUGGGACCGCGAGUCGGGCAUGCCCACCCACUUUGAGACGCAGGCCGUGCACUCCAUGCAGCGCUAUUGGCAUGACACGCAGUCGAUGUGCUCCAAGCAGAUGCUGCAGCAGGGACAAUCAUUCCUGUUCUGCUCGCCCGUGUUUGACUCGCGCGAUCAAUACCGCUUCUGGGUGGACAGUGUCAAGUACCCCAUCGAGUAUCUCGUCGGCAGAUCCACUCGCCAUCCCUCCAUCCAGCCUCGCUUCCCUCUCCUAUGUCAUUCGUCCAACAUCUACUCCCACAGUCUCAUUCCCCAUCUCAAGAUCAGCAGUUCAUCCACCUGCAGCGAUGACAUCAAUGAUUGUGUCACAGCC
Acytostelium subglobosum LB1 is the source of this 1218-nucleotide messenger RNA. RefSeq lists its product as hypothetical. The record is from RefSeq and is a predicted model, not a curated record. The annotation marks the transcript as partial. The transcript has a single exon. Lineage: Eukaryota; Evosea; Eumycetozoa; Acytosteliales; Acytosteliaceae.